ACGUUGCUAUAUAUUGUACCUAUUUAAUCUAUACUGCGUUAAUUUAAACAUCUAUUUGUUGAUAUUGUUUUUAUUUUGCUAAAACAUAAGCUUAUGUUUAGUAAAUAAGAAUUGUAAUUGUUAUAAAAGGUUGCAAUUAAUACAAAAGUAAAUAUGACUGAAGUUCAAUUACAGGAAUUCAAAUUAGAACCUGAUUCUGAAUUACGUUUUGAAGUAGAAUCUAAAAAUGAAAAAGUUGUUUUAGAGGUUAAGAACGGAUAUGCGGAGUUGUUUGGCACGGAGCUGGUAAAAGGAAAACCGUAUGAGUUUCACACUGGCGCCAAGGUGGCUGUUUUCACGUGGCAUGGCUGUACGGUCGAGCUUCGAGGGCGUACAGAAGUUAGUUACAUCGCAAAGGAAACUCCAAUGGUAGUAUAUCUUAAUGUUCAUGCAGCAUUAGAGCAACAGAGAGUGGCUGCGGAGCAAGAGAAUACUAGAGGGCCAGUCACCAUGGUGGUGGGUCCUGGUGAUGUUGGCAAGUCUACAUUGACAAGAAUACUUCUAAAUUAUGCAGUCAGGAUGGGACGACGUCCGAUAUUUGUAGAUUUAGAUGUCGGACAGGGGCAUAUUAGCGUCCCGGGCACUAUAGGUGCCUUGUUAGUUGAGCGUCCAGCUUCUAUAGAAGAAGGUUUCAGUCAGCAAGCACCUCUAGUCUACCACUUUGGACAUAAAUCACCGGGGGAUAACCUAGAACUGUAUAACACUAUUGUAUCUAGGUUAGCUGAGGUUAUCGCUGAACGAUGUGAAAAUAACAAGAAAGCGUCAACGUCAGGUGUAAUCAUAAACACAUGUGGAUGGGUGAAAGGAGCUGGAUAUAAAGUCUUGACACAUGCCGCACAAGCUUUUGAGGUAGAUGUAAUUUUAGUACUGGAUAAUGAAAGACUGUACAAUGAGCUGAAGAGAGACAUGCCCAAGUUCGUCAAAGUUGUUUACUUACCGAAGAGUGGUGGCGUGGUGGAGCGUUCAUCUACCCAGAGAGCUGAGGCGAGGGAUGCUCGUAUACGGGAAUAUUUUUAUGGAAAGAGAACACCAUACUACCCUCAUUCAUUUGACGUUAAGUUCUCAGACUUGAAGAUUUACAAGGUGGGCGCGCCGUCGCUGCCCGACUCGUGCAUGCCGCUCGGCAUGCGCGCAGAGGACGCGCUGACGAAGCUGGUGAGCGUGUGGCCCACGCCGGCGCUGGCGCACCGCCUGCUGGCCGUGUCCUUCGCCGCGGGGCCCGACGACCACGUGCUGCACUGCAACCUGGCCGGCUUCGUGUGCGUUACGGCAGUGGAUCCCGAACGUCAGACGUUGACCAUCCUGUCUCCUCAACCAAGACCUUUACCUGCAACAGUAUUACUGCUCUCCGACCUGCAAUACAUGGACAACCACUAGAAGAGUUAGAACCACUGUACCCAUCUCUUCUACCUAGAUUAUAGUGAAAUAGUAAUUUUGUAACUAAUUUACUUGCUUCUGCCCAAAAAUUUUACCCAUUUGAAUAUGAUGACUUAAGUAAACGACAGUUUGAUAAGGAAUUAACGAAAAUAACAUAUUCAGACUUGUUACACUAAACCAAUGAGUCAUGUGUGAUAAGGUAAGGGCUUUAGUAGCUCGAAUAUUAAAACAAAAUAAGGCGAGUCGACUAAAUUACUACUUUAGUGUGAAUUGGAUUUAUUGAUGUUAUUUGCUUAGGAGGUAAUUGUUGAACAUGGCCGCUUUCAAUAUAUUCCCCUGACCUGACUGUAAAAGGCUUUAUUUUAUAUUUAAAUGACAAACAUGUUGACACCUUAUAAUGUUAUGUUCAUCAAUUAACCUGCAGAACUGACUGUCAAAGGGCAUUGAUCAUUAAAAUAAUGAAGUAUAAUUUUGGUUGGUAUUAUGCCAAAGUGCAUAUAAAUAGAAAUAUAUUUUGAUAACACUGUAUGUAAAAAUUUUGACAUAGGUGUUCUCGACACGGUUCAGUGUUGUGAGUAAUUUGAAAAUCAUUAGACAUUGUACUAUGUACAUAGGAUUAGUUAAAAAUUUUGUAAAUAAAAUGUCUUUUUUUUAA
Messenger RNA from Melitaea cinxia (Glanville fritillary), 2071 nucleotides. It is a transcript of the gene cbc, whose product is annotated as protein CLP1 homolog. Lineage: Eukaryota; Metazoa; Arthropoda; Insecta; Lepidoptera; Nymphalidae. The transcript has 9 exons. The record is from RefSeq and is a predicted model, not a curated record. Gene Ontology annotation, biological process: tRNA splicing, via endonucleolytic cleavage and ligation. Gene Ontology annotation, cellular component: mRNA cleavage factor complex; nucleus. Gene Ontology annotation, molecular function: polynucleotide 5'-hydroxyl-kinase activity. Bases 154 to 1416 code for a protein of 420 amino acids.